AUGGCUGAGCUCGCGUCUGGCGCCGUGAGCUCGCUGCUGGGCCUCCUCCGAAACGAGGCGCUGCUGCUGAGCCGCGUCGGGAGCGACUCGGAGUUCAUCAAGGAGGAGAUGGAGAGUAUGCACAGCUUCCUGGAGCACCUGGCCAGGACAGCGCCUCCCGCUGGUGGCGGUGGGCACGACGAGCAGGUCCACACGUGGAUGAAGCAGGUCCGGGACCUGGCCCACGACUGCAGCAACUGCAUCGACCUCUACCUCCGGCGUGGUGAUCCGGCGGUCUACCGUGCCAGGGCCGGCCGCUGGCGCUAUCUCUGGUGGGCUUCCUGGUUGGUGCAGAGGAUGGUCGCCCAGCACAACGUGGCCAUCCGGCUGCGCGAGCUCAAGGAGCGGGCACGCGACGUCGGCAACCGGCGGCUGUGGUACGGCGUGGAGAUCCCACGGAAGGAGGAGGCGGCACCUUUGCCCUCGUCAUCGUCUCAAGCUGCUGGCAUAGAAUACAAGGAGGAUGAAGACUAUCAGAUUCAAGCCGCCAACGGUUCUGAUCCCCGUCAAAGAGCUCUAGAACCUCGCCUUGUCGAGGAGUACUGUGCCGAGAAGCUAGUCGAGAAGUUAGCCAACUGGCAGGAAUUGCAAGCCAAAACCAACAACCGUAUAUCCAUGGCAUCCAUUGCCAUUGUUGCGCCGGAUGAUACAAAGGGCGCCGGCACCGUCGCACAGGACUCUUUGAGGUUUGCCACCAAAAACUUUAAGCGCACGGUUUGGGUCAACCUCUCGGCACUGCACUUCCCAUGGGAUCUUCCACUGUUACCCAGCGAGAUCCUCUCCUACAUCCUGUAUGAGUGUGAGCAGCAGAAACAGCAUGAGGAUGAGCAGCAGAAACAGCAUGAGGAUGAGCAGCAGAAACAGCAUGAGGAUGAGCAGCAGAAAGUCACAGGCGGGCAAGGUGAGGUGAAGCCGAAGAUGCCUAUUCCUUGGGAAGGUUACAGUUACAAAGCAAGACUCCGGUACGAAAUACUGAAUAUGUUUAAUUAUGGAGAAAUCCGCAAGCAGAUUGAUGAGAUCAGGAACAAGGUUCGAGAAGUUGACAAGGGGGAGAUUGGAGGAGUGGAUAGAGGGAAGGUUGAAGAAAACAAGUGCUUAGGCAUAUUCCACCAUGCGCUGCGGCUCGUGCUGAACACGCUGGUUCGGCCACUAUCCUCAGAGGGGGCUAUAGAGGAAACUGCUUCAUUGCUGAAAGAUCAUAUGGAAACAGGCGAGUCCAACCCCAAGACCCAGAUUCAUCUCGAUAAUAGCCAAUAUGAAGAUAUCCUGCGCAAGGUGUUCCCGACAAACAAGCCCCUGCAGUCCCAGCAGAUCCAGGAAGCCACCACCAGUAGUGCUACUACACUAAGCGAGGCUCACAUCAAAGAAAUCAUCCACAACCACAAGAUUACUCUAGACAUCAUAUUGGGGCUGCUUCCCAAGCCACAGCUACUGGAAGGCACCUCUACCAAGGAACAAGCCAUUGAUGCUGCUGCUUCUGUCUCCAAGGAGAUAUCAGGGGAGGCAACAGGUGCUGCUGCUGCUGUUAUCAAAGAAACCAAGGAGAAAACGAAGGAGGUAUCAGAGGAGGUGACCAGUGCCAUUGCUUCUGCUGUCAUCGAAGAAACCAAGGAGAAAACGGAGACAUCAGGGGAGGUGAGCAGGGAUAUUGCUGCGGCCGUUGUCAAUCAAACCAAGGAGAAACUCAAGGAGCUAUCAGCGGAGGUGACCAGUGCUAUUGCUGCUGCUGUUAUCAAGGAAACCAAGGAGAAAAUGAAGGAGAUGGACAUUACCGGUGCUAUUGCUGCUGCUGUCAUCGAAGAAGCAAAAGAAAAGAUGAAGGGAAUAGUAUCAGGAGAGGUUGAGGCGACCAGUGAUGUUGCUGCUGCUAUCACUGAAACCAUCAAAGAAACCCUGGAAAAAAUGUCGCAGAUCCCGUGGAGGAUUUGGGGUCUGCUGUACACCAAAGGGAUAGUGGAUAAGAUUAAGCCACGUCUGAAAAAUAAGAAGACCCUGAUUAUCCUCCAAGAUGACAAAGACUAUGUGUCAGCUGAAUCCCGGUGGGAGGAGUCCAGAAAUGCUUUGAACCUAUUAGGCUGUGCACCUGGCAGUACAGUGAUUGUGUCCACAAAGAACAGCGAAAAGGCCAAAGAUUUUUGCUAUCCACCGGGAGAACCAAUAACAUGUUCUCUAGUUGGACUCUACCAUGACACUGUGCUCCAGCUUACAAAGCCACGGAUGAUUAAUGGAAAUGACGGAGACAUCCCGGGGAUUCUACGUGAAAUCUUGGCCAAGUGCCAUCCACAUGAGUUCUGCAUGAAGAUCUUUGUGUAUGCUCUUUACACUAACCCCAACAGGAGCUAUGAAGAACUGUGUAAGCUAAAUGAAGAUCUGGCUCCCGCCAAGACAUUGGGCAGUAAAGCUAAGAAUAUGAUCAAGUUCUCCUACAAAGAUCUGCCUAGAGAACACAAGACUUGCUUGUUGUACCUAGCCAUCUUUCCUCAAGGCCACAACAUCAAGAGAUCAACCUUAAUAGGACGAUGGGUUACGGAGGGGUUGAUAACUAAGCAGGACUGGGCCACUGCAGUGCAUCAUGCGGAGCAAUGUUUUGACACCCUGAUUAAAAAAGGGCUUAUAUUGCCUCAUGAUAUUGGUGCUGCAGGAAAGGUCAAGAGCUGCAUGGUAGGUGAUCAAGUCCAUGGGUUUAUCACCGAGGUCGCAGAAAAAGAACACAUUUUGGAUGCACGCCUUUCUGAUCUUUGGGCUCGCCACUUCUCCAUCUUUAGUGGUCUCCGACUCCGUGCCUCUGAUGGCAUCGAGAAGUUUGUAUACAAGCUCCCCAAAUAUUCACCACAACUGCCGCUCCUGAAGGUGUUAGAUCUGGAAGGCACUCAAUGCUUUGACAAAAAUCACUACCUCAGGGACAUUUGCAACAAGAUGUUACUUCUCAAGUAUCUGAGCCUAAGAGGAACAAAUGUUAGACAUCUUCCCAGUGAAAUAAACAACCUCCAUGAGCUAGAGGUAUUGGAUAUCCGGGAAACUAUGGUGCCUGAGCGUGCAACAAGGAAUAUCCUGCUCCUGAAGCUGAGGCGCUUCUUGGCUAGCCGUGUUGAUCCAAAUUCAAGACUCAAUGAUAAGUCGGCACGCUUUCCUGUCCAGAUUCCUUUCAAGAUUGAGAAAAUGGAAAAUUUGGAGAUAUUGUCAAAUGUCAGGGCUUCAGGGGAUGGCAGUGAGUUGAAAGAGAUAAGACAUCUAUGGCAACUAAGGAAGCUCAAUGUGGUUAUCGAAGACAGGAACAAUCACCUUGAGAAGUUGCUUCGAGCCAUCGGAGACCUAAAAGAUUGUCUCCAGUCCCUUUCAAUCACUAUAUCCUACAAUACCAGAACUAAGAGCACUCUCUCCAACAAAGAGAUGCGUGAUCUGUUAAGACAAAGUCCCAAGCAUCUUGAGAGCCUAAGCAUCAAUGGAGUCACACAAAGUGGGCAGCUCCUUGAACUGCUGGCCAAAGGUAGUGAUGAACUUGCCAAGGUAACUCUGACUGGUACCUUGCUGGAAGAGGGUGAUCUGGUGGUCCUUGCCGUGCUUCCCAAAUUACACUCCGUCAGACUCCGAUCCAAUGCAUACAAUGGGAGAGAGCUCACCUUCAAGAAGGAUGUAUUUCCACAACUCAAAUACUUUCUUGUUGAGGGCUCCAACAAGGCUGUGACUGACAUCAAGUUUGAAGAUGGAGCAGCUACUGAGCUUGAGAAGAUUGUUUUGUCCUCCACCAAUAUAAGGUUUCUUAGUGGGAUCGAGAACCUUCCAAAAUUGAAGGAGCUUGAGUUGGAAGGAAACCAGUCCCUACUUUCAUUUUCUCAAGACAAAGUAUCUCCUGACCAAAGCACCGAGAGUGGAUCCGCUGAGCAGAACACAAAGGGCGAAGCUACCUUGUGAGUAUGAUGUACAAAUCCUUGUGAUACUCACCUGAAGAAGGGAGAUGUACAAAUCCUUGGCAAGCAAGAAAACCUGCGCUGCCUAGAGCUCUCAAUCAAGUCUUAUGAUGAUGACGAAGGCCAUCUAGUCUUCAACAAAGAUGAGUUCCCAAAUCUUGACCUUCUUAUUGUUGAGUGUCCUACCAUCAGCAGCAUCAGCUUCACUGAGGGAUCUGCUCCUAAGAUUGAAAAGAUUGUUUGGUCCUUCAAGGAGAUGAAGUCUCUCCAUGGCAUUGACAACCUUCCGAGACUGAAGGAGAUUGAGUGCAGGGGUGACCAGGUGCCAUAUCAGGUGAGAAGAGAUACUGCAGCGCAUAAAGCCCGACCUGUUCUUACA
Molecule: messenger RNA, 4326 nt
Organism: Triticum aestivum (bread wheat)
Lineage: Eukaryota; Viridiplantae; Streptophyta; Magnoliopsida; Poales; Poaceae
Product: disease resistance protein RGA4-like
Exons: 1
Coding region: 1-3951 (1316 amino acids)
Biological process (GO): defense response to other organism
Source: RefSeq, a predicted model, not a curated record